Messenger RNA from Lethenteron reissneri (Far Eastern brook lamprey), 4713 nucleotides. Its product is annotated as PWWP domain-containing DNA repair factor 3A-like. The record is from RefSeq and is a predicted model, not a curated record. Lineage: Eukaryota; Metazoa; Chordata; Hyperoartia; Petromyzontiformes; Petromyzontidae.
CAGCUCUCGUGCACUCGCGGAAGGCAGUACACACACACACGAGAGAGAGAGAGGCCCAACACACAGCACGCCACACACACAGAGACACUUUGACGUGCUUUGCCCCGGCAGGGCUACGCUGCUGCUGCUACUGCCGCUGCUGCAACUUGCAAGCGGCCAGCGCUCGCAGAUGCAGCAGGCACGGCGAUGACGUGGACUCUCUGGGGGGAUGCAGGAGCUCCAUUGCCGGCGCGCGGAAAGCUGCCGCUUCCGUAGUGCCUCGCGCCAAGCUCCACGCGUCCACCUCCAUCCGCACGAAGGGCGCGCCACGCAAGCCGUAGCCAGGCAUGGACGUGGAGGGCGACGCGGAGAGGACGGGACGUCGCGGCGUUCAGAGAGCAGCUCGGCAGCCGAGGAGGAGCCCAACAACGGAUGAACGAACGUCUCGACAGCGAUCGCGGAGUCCCAGCAGAUGUCGGCCAAAGAGCGGGAAGACCGAGGCUGUCGGGGCUGGAAGUAGCAAAGGUGGCGGCGAGCGGGAGGCGUCGUCCCCCGCCGUUGCCACGUGCACCCCGCCGCGGAGUGGCAGGGGGACUCGUGGUGGAGAGACGCGUCCCAGGCGGCGGUUGCGGGGUGCCCUGGCGCGGGCGGCCACCAGUGAGCUCCGAGACGCCGCCUCGGAGCCCACGGUGGCCGAAGAACGGAGAGGGCGCGCGUGCCUCGGCAUCGAGAGCUCUCGCCGAUCGCCCCCGAGGGCCGCUCCCGCGGCUGCGGGGAAUGCCGUGCCCAGCGCGCCCUUGGAAGUGUCGGCGGCGCUUCAAGAGGAGGGUUGGGACGCGCUUGGUGGCACGGUUGGGGCAGGGUCGUGCACGCUGCCUCCCAGCCCUGCACUGGGAGAGCCGAGGAAAGAGGAGGACCGUAGUAGCAGCAGCAGCAGCAGCGAGGAGGAGCCUCUGCCCAGUCUCUACGCCAGCCCAGGUUUUUUCCAGCCGAAGAAGGAUGACUUAGUGUGGUGCAAGUAUCAGCGAUGGCCCUACUUCCCUGCCGUGGUAAAACGGGUAUCCAAGGAGAAGGGCCGCCGGAGGUGCGUGGUGCUGUUCUUCAGCUUGAAGAUGCAGUCGAGCGCGGAAAAGCUGAAUGCAAUCGGGGUCACGGUGAAACACAUCAAGCCCUUCAACUGCCGAGAAAAAUAUGAACUGAUUGCAGAGGCAAAAAAGUCCUGCCCGAGGGAGAUGGAUCUCUACCUGGAGCUGAUAACGGACUACUGGAGCAAGACCGUUUCAGGCUCUGGCAUGGGGAAAACCUUCAUUGAAUACUGCAAGUCUGAGCAGAGUGCCCCGGUUUGGCACGGGAUCUCCUCCUCGCCGGCGGAACCCUUCCGCGACGUCCCGGAGGCCGAGACGGCGGCGGAAGACGACGAACGGCGCCCGGACGGCGACGGACGUCGCGAGGCCGAAAGCCCGAGCGUGGCGAGCGUCGAAAAGCGCCUCCUCCCGGACCGCCAGAAGAUCCUGCGUCGGCGCUGCAACGAGCGCCUCCUGCACGCGAUCGUGCGGAGGGGCGUGGCGGAGCGCCACCUGCGCCGGCUCCUCCGCGGCGCCGUCCCCUCGCCGUGGCUUCUCGAGUUCCAGCAGCGGCGGCGGCGGCGGCCGAGCGAGCUGCACGCGGCGCUGUACCUGGAGGACGACGCGCACGUCGAGCGGCUGACGCUUUACCUGCUCGAGCUGUACGAGCGCGUGCGAGCGGAGUGCGCCGCUGAGGGUCGCGCCGCCGAGGGUCGCGCCGCCGCCUUCUACGAGGUGGACGCCUUCGACCUCUCGCAGUUCAUCCUCGACGUCCUCCUGCCCGAGGCGAUCACGUACGCAUUGAUGGCGACGGAGGAAAUCACUUGGGAACAAGCUCGGAUCAAGUUUCUGAACGGGCCGAAGUGCAGUCGAAGGGAGAUUGAGCUGUUCAACAAGGAGUUUAUGAAAGGAAAAGGCAACGGAUCCUGAAGAUGUACGCUGGGUGAAAUGAACCUGGCACAAGACUAUCCUUUUUAAAAAAUCCUUUAUAUUAAGUUCGCUUGCGUGCUUAGGACCGUGCAAAUCUUUCGGUCGUUUUUUAACCCACUUCCCGUGAUCCAAUCAAGCUGACAUUUUGCACACAGACUCGUUGUGCAUGACAAUUAAUGUUCGUGCACUUUUUAGGACAAAAAUAUUAUAUUUAAUUACCAAUUGCUUAAUGGUGCAAUGCAAUCAUCUGACCCAUAGGUGGCAACCAUCUCAAGCCAGAGGACGAGAGGACUCUAGCCGCCACGCAUAUAAAGGAUUUAUAGUGAAAAACUUUGUUUUUACGGGUUAUACUUAUUUAUCAAAUGUAUAUCCAAGUGCCUGCUGUAUCCUGUGACAGCCACACUUUUACGUUGUGUGUACUCGGGAUGAGCUUUCGAUUCGAACGUCAUUUUAGGAUUUUACAAGGAUAAUUUUAGUUUUGCUUUUAAGGUUAUGAAUUUUAUUCUGUUACAUACUAAUGUAAAAUGUCUCCACGGUAACAAUGACGAUGUCACCCUCCCGUCUCGUGGCAACACUUUAUGUCGUGAAAAGCGCGUUUGGGUGUUGGCACGAUUUUGGAUUAAGCCGUUGGCAUUGUCGCACUGGACCAGCACGGACCUCCCCAAGGGGAUACUGAAAGUGCGGAAGGGCCCAGGUGGACUGAAAGUGCGGAAGGGCCCAGGUGGACUGCAGCCCUGAGCCAGCCCCUUCCAGUUGAUGCCGGAGCGGUUCCAAGGGGGCCCCCCAGCCCCAGGUUGCUCGCAUCGAUCACUAGGAUCGCCCCUGGAGGAGGGCGGGGGGGAAAUCCCCCCUGAGGUGGGACUGCACCAUCCGCCAACCCCCGAAGCGGUGAUUUGGAGCGGAGGAGCACUUCGAAUGGCUCGCACCUUCAGCAGCCGUGGAAAUCUUCCCCCUGGGGAGCCGCCGCUGCAAAGUUUCGAUCCUCCAGAACAACGGGGAUGGGUGUGGGGGAAGCGUAGAGAAGUGACGACAAGUCGGGCUAUCUGGUCCAGGAUGGUGACCUUAAAGCAGAGGUCGCAACCGGGUACCCGAUACCCGUACCCUACCCGAUACCCGGCUACCCGUACCCAGCCGGGUACGGGUACCCGUUUGCGACCCUGGUGCGGCCGGGUACGGGUAAACCGUGAGUGAGUAACUGUUUGUCACUCAUUUCCCAACGUCUUGUCUCUUCUCACAAUUCAAGUUCCUAGAAUCAACCCACCCGCGCCUGCAACAUGGCUUCAUCCCAGAGGUCGCAAUCAGGUACCCGAUACCCGUACCCUACCCGGCCGGGCACGGGUAGGGUACGGGUACGGCCGGGUACGGGUACGGGUACCCGUUGCGACCCUGGUGCGGCCGGGUACGGGUAGGCCGUGAGUCACUGGUGAGUAACCAUUUGUCACUCAUUUCGGGUAGGGUACGGGUAGGGAACGGGUACCCAUUUGCGACCCUGGUGCGGCCAGGUACGGGUAAGGAAUCAAAACCCGUUUGCGACCUCUGCCUUAAAGGGCCACACGGACCCUUCCUCGCAGACUUCCGUGGAAGGAAUGGGCCCCGAGUGCUUGCUAUUCGGUGAUACCGCUUUGCCAGUGGUGCACAAAUAAAAACAAAUACCUAAACUUCACUUUACCUACUACAAUCACUCAGAAAUGUCUGUCCGUCCCACGUGUGACGUCACUCCACGUGAGGCCCAACCCCCCUCAUUAAUAUUCAUGAGUGGGUGACAUCACUCCACAUGCUGCACCCCUCCACAAUAAUCAUGAGCAGGUGACGUCACUCCACAUGGGGUAACCCCCCCCCCCCCUUAUUAAUCAAGAGCUGAACAUUUACUGCAAUAUACACGAAAUGUAUAGAGUGAUUAUAUGCAAUAAUUAUGAGGUGUGUAUGUACUAAAGGGGUAUACGGCUUUGUAUAUGUUUUUAUACAAGCAUUAUUAACAUUGCAUAGUUUUUAUAACUUGCUUAACGAAUCGUUGGCAUGCGGAAUUACAAGUACAGUGAUCCCUCGUUUAUCGCGGUUAAUGGGGACCGGAACCCCUCGCCAUAAGUGAAAAUCCGCGAAGUAGGAUUGGCCCCCUAGGAAUUUAUGUAUAUGUGUGUGUGGGUACCAGAAAGUUUAAAAUGUAUAUUUAUACUUUAUAUAUAUAUAUUUUACUUAAAUCUAUUUAAUUAUAAAACCUUAAUAUUAUACAUUCACUCUCUCUCUCUCAUACGAUACGUAUUAUGGUGUUCUACACUCACCAAUGACAGUAGUAUCUUGAGACUUGACUCCAGUAAUGACGACGACGACGAUGACAAUGACGACGAUGACAGACCUGUGCAGUUCGAUGAAUGUGAUGAUGAUGAUGGUGUUACUGCACAGGUAUAAUGAGGCCUUUAAAUCAGUUUGAAAAAUCCGCGAUGCACUGAGGCCGCGAAACUUGAACCGCGAAGUGGCGAGGGAUUACUGUACCAAAAACUACGCCACGGAUCCAAACGGACGUAACUACAUCUCUGCGUACGGUGUUUUUCAAUUCUCUAAUGCAUAUUUUGACGAUGUUUGUUGCGCUAAAACAUGCAAUUCAGACUCAACAUAUCUGUCAUUUGAGAUGUUGCGCACAUUGUGCUGUGCUGUCCACACUUUACAAAAAAUUAUGGUUUGUUGGUAAAGGUUGAAAACGCCAAGUGAUCAGCAAUAAACUGCAACUUUUUAAUACUCGAAA